CACCGGUAGAUUAUAUUUUUAACAACCCAAACGUAAAACCGUUUCUCAGCUCGGGCACAAACUCGACAUAACUGAGCGGAAAUAAAAGCCUGUGGGCUUUGUGUGUUUCUCCAAACAAAAAAGAGCCCAUGCAGUCACGUGACCGCAGUCCGUAGUUCAAGAUGGAGACAGCGAUCUGGUGGCUCCACUGUUAGCUAGUUUACAAUCAUCACAAUAUGGCUAAUACGACGGACUACUGGACGCUUUAACGCGAAUAGCGAGAGGUAGAACUUAACCUGAGAUGCGCAUCUUUCCGAGAUGAAGUGAAGUUGUUUGUGAACAUACAAAACGAGAGGAAUAGUCAAGAUUUAAAGGUAACCAGAGGAGAAAACCGCCAAUGGUCAUCAUCACCAACUCAUUUUGAGUGAGAGAGGAGAUCGAUAUGGCGCUGAGAGAGUUAAAGGUUUGUCUCCUGGGGGACACUGGCGUUGGAAAGUCGAGUAUUGUUUGGAGAUUUGUGGAGGACAGCUUUGACCCAAACAUCAACCCAACGAUUGGGGCGUCCUUCAUGACCAAGACAGUGCAAUACCAAAACGAGCUGCACAAGUUCCUGAUCUGGGACACGGCAGGACAGGAGCGGUUUCGGGCUCUUGCACCAAUGUACUACAGAGGCUCAGCGGCAGCCAUCAUUGUUUAUGACAUCACGAAAGAGGAAUCCUUCCAAACACUAAAGAACUGGGUAAAGGAGCUGCGCCAGCAUGGUCCUCCUAAUAUAGUGGUCGCCAUCGCUGGCAACAAAUGUGACCUGUCAGACGCCAGGGAAGUGCCAGAGAAGGAUGCCAAGGACUACGCUGACUCCAUCCAUGCCAUCUUUGUAGAAACCAGUGCCAAGCAUGCCAUUAACAUCAACGAGGUGUUUAUAGAGAUAAGUAAGCGCAUCCCUGUUGUCGACGCAGCGGGAGGAACUUCAGGGAAAGCUUUCAAACUGGGACGUCAAGCCUCAGAGUCUCGCAGAACGUGCUGCUGAUGAUCCCAGCGACUACGUGACCUGACCUUUGCUUACCCUCUGUGUCCCCGGCCUGCUUCCGCUUUCAGCCACUGCACGCCCUCAAUACCCUGCCGACACUGAUCCUGGGAUGCAGAAGUGCGACUCUGAUGACAAGAGCAAAUGCAUUUUAGCGGCAAUCAACAACAAAAAAUCUUCCUAUGUCGUCUGAAAGUUGCUGGCUGGAGAAAAACUUCCCAUUUUCUGAGCAUUGCCUGCAUUGAAACAUGUGUAAGUGAUGAUGUGUAAGUGAAAAUACCCACAUACCUAUAAUUAUACUGGCUUCUAUUAUGGACAUCAACCUCUGUUUGGUGUAUUAUAGCCCCAGGUUUAUGAGAGGAACUUAACAGCUACAGAUUUAUGAAUUCAGAAAUCCUUUGUACUUGUACAUUUGUAAAAAUCUACUAUCUUUCAACCAAGACAUGAACUGAAAACGGUUAAAUUUCACCAAAUUAUUUUGAUAGCACUGAAGUUCAUGUUUUGCUUUAUGGGAGAUCUCUCCCCAAACAAUUUUGUGAAGGAUCUAUCGAUACAGUUAAUGUCUGUCAUCACUAAUUUAUCAUUGGUGACUUCACUAAUCUCAAUUUUGGCUUUUUGGAACAUUAUUGGGAGAGAUGUUCAGUCAAGGAAGAUGGAUCGUGCAUGCUAAAUAUCAGUUUUACUUUUCAAGGCAAAAUGCCAAGUGGGUGCUUUGAAGUAAAUUGCAAUCCCACUUUAAAAAAAUGCAGACAUGAAAGGUGUGUGGGAGUCUACUUCCUUUACAUUAAAGGAAUAGUUUGCCUGGGUUGAGAUGAGAAUAUCAACCCUAAUCUCGUGUACGGUAAAUAUGAAGCUGUAGCCAGCAGCCCGUUAGCUUAGCUUAGCAUAAAGACUGAAAACACAGGGCUCUGGCAAAGGUAACAAAAUCCGCCUAAAGCUCACUAAUUAACAUGUUAUAUCUGACAGAGUCAGGUGUUUACCCCUGUUUCCAGAAUGUAUGCUAAGCUAACCAGCUGCUAGCUGUUGCCAUAUAUACUGUAUUUAAUAGACAGAUAUGAGAUUGGUAUCUUUUAACUCUGCCAGAAAGCAAAUUGGCGUAUUCCCUAAAACAAAUUAUUCCUAUAAUUGUGAAUCACGCCAUUGAGAAUUUUAACAGAUUGUUGUAAAAUUUCAUCUUCGUGAUGGGAACAAUUCUGCAGUCCACAACUCCCAUUAAAUGUAUUGUUAUAUGAUAACAGUUCUUCCCACCUGUGCGCCACACUCCAACUUGUAAUUACUGGAAAGGUAUUAACUGAAGCCUAAGUAUGACGUUAACUGUACUACACACAGUGUCGUUCUUUCACAAUAUCACUUUAGCUCUGUUUCCCUCUAAUCUUACUUUAACUGGCGAGCCUGCUGUCCUCAAUCCUCGCUGCUCCUUCACAGUUUUACAGAUUUUUGUGAGGUCUUGCCAAUUUCUGUAAUUGUCCCAUAAACAUUUUUCAUCUUUUCUUUUUUUGCACACAAUCAGCAGCGACUCGCGCAUGCAAUGUUGUUUUACUACCUGGCCAGAGAUGAAAACAGUGAGAUCUGGAAACUCGACCUCGUUCAGAGGAAACUUGGAGGUUAUAGGUGCAGAAUGAGAUGUGGCUUUGUGUCGACAUGCUGACCCCUUAAUGAACUGUAGUCUCCAUUCUGCUCUGAAUUACUCUAUGUGCUUUGUUCCAAGGUCUGCCUUCUGAUUUUCCUUUCUCCCAACUUCUUUUGCCUCGUUCCUCUAAAUUGCAGGCACUUACUGUGGAUACAGCUUUCAUUUUGUUUCAAACAAAUGUGGGUCAAACUGCUUUCCCAGAGCUGUAUCAUCCUCUCUUUCAUUCACUACUACUCUGUGAUCCUUAGUGCUAUGUUACAGUAGUUUAAUUUACCUCCCAUACUGUCCUAAUUGAGCUUCAGUUGACUCAUGAGCCGCAGACUUAUUAAUUCUGUGUAAUUCCAUGCGUGUCUGUUUUUCUUGAGCCCUUUUAGCCCCAACAGCUCUUUUCAGUUGCCAAACAGAGAUGUGGGCUUAAUUAGACUGCAUUUCCAGGGUUAUAUAUUUGGAUUGUGUGCUCUUCUGUCAGCGAAAGCUACGUAAUUUGCCUUUAUUAUUGAUGAAUUGUGUGUGAAGCAGUGUUGCCUAUAUCUUCAGGAUUUUCUUAUGGAGUGCAAUAGUUGUUAUUAUGACAAAGGUAGAAAUGUGACCUAAACCAAGAAAACAGUUACAGAGGGAUAAUGUUCACACAGGAGAGCACACACUCAUGCAAAAAUGUGAUCUCAUUCCAGCAGUCUCAAACCGAUAAUAAUGACAGAUAUAUUUACCUCAUUUCACGCUGAUUUGAUGACAGUUUUGCUCAGACAGAGUUGAUCAAAUGAGCAGUGUGACGGGGCCGACAAAAUCCCUUCGAAACCAGAGUGGCAUUCUAGGUCAAAACUUAAACUAAAAGGGAAUCACUCUGGUACUUUGAAAACUGCACUUGGACUGACUGUUUGUAAUUGGUCUUCUGGUGUUAUCUGCGUGAAAUCACUUGAUGAAAGAUUCUUGUAACGAUGUCCGACUUCUUAACGCUCCUCGAUGUUUUUUGGGGGUUUUGACUGUUUGCUCAGUUCUUAUUGCUACAAAGAAAUGGUGCCAAAUAUUGUCAACGGCAUUUUACUACACCACAUAUAAUUAACCGUUUUUUUCCCUUUAUUUGUCAAUGUAAUAUAAUGAUUUAAAGUGCUUAACACAAUAAUGCUUAACAUGAUUUGAAGUGUGAUCAUGACUGAUCUUUUCCCCUUAUUCUGAAACAGGAGGCAUGGAUAGAAAUUGUGUGCCAGUUUUGCAUUGAAAAAUAUCAAUAGUCUUGGGCUGGCCCUGGGAAUGUGAUUAAUCUAUAUUAUGUAUAUUUUUCAGUGUAGAUAUAUACCAUCCAAUUGCACAUAAAUCAAUGACUAUAUUCUACUCUUAGCCAGUUAUGUGACCACAAUAGACUUGCACAGUUUGAAGUAAUUCUGUCAGCAUUGUAGUUACCAUAUAUAGCUUUUUACUAUGUUUCAUAUUGAUUGUAACAAAAUGCCUGAAAAAACUUGUUCGCCGUGUAUUCACAAAUGUGUAAAAAGGGAACUGUCAAUUUGUUUACUAAUAAAAGAUUGACAAAAAUA
Molecule: messenger RNA, 4162 nt
Organism: Anarrhichthys ocellatus (wolf-eel)
Lineage: Eukaryota; Metazoa; Chordata; Actinopteri; Perciformes; Anarhichadidae
Gene: rab22a
Product: RAB22A, member RAS oncogene family
Exons: 7
Coding region: 422-1006 (194 amino acids)
Molecular function (GO): GTP binding; GTPase activity
Source: RefSeq, a predicted model, not a curated record